Molecule: messenger RNA, 1940 nt
Organism: Cladocopium goreaui
Lineage: Eukaryota; Dinophyceae; Suessiales; Symbiodiniaceae
Source: the annotation of a GenBank genome assembly
CUUCGGGCUCAAGCACGUGCAGCACGGCGUCCCUGAAAUCCUCAAGUUCUCUGCGGUUGGAUGCCGAUUGAACUCGUGUGGCGGGCGAUGUCGGAUGCUGCGCCAUACAAAGGGAAGAGUCCUUUCACUAUGCUCUCAGUUGAGGAAUGUGUAGCAACGGUUGCGAAGCAAGUUCUGGGCCCUUUGGGUGUGGAAGAGCUGGCGCUUGCAGAUGCCCUUGGGCGCUACUUGGCAGAGGAUGUGGUUUCAGCAGCACCGAUUCCUGCCUUUCCAGCUUCCAUCAUGGAUGGUUUUGCUGUGCGCUCCAGCGAUGGCCUUGGAACCUUCCCAGUGGAUGCGGAGCAAUUCGCCGGCAAUGACGUGGGACCACUUCAGCCAGGUCAUAUUCGAUAUAUCACCACUGGUUCGGCCGUCCCGGUGGGAGCCGAUGCUGUGGUGAAAGUUGAGGACACGCUCCAGAGGGUCAAGUCUAGUGGUGAAGUGGAGAUCGAUGUGCUGGUUUCCAGCAAAGCGGGCGCCAACAUUCGGCAGGUGGGGUCAGACACGGCCAAGGACGAAGUGCUCUUGCGGAGAGGUUGCCACCUGCGCGCCUCGGAGCUUGGCGUUUUGGCCGCGCUGAAUCGCAGCUGUGUUUCAGUGUUCUGCCUUCCGCGUGUGGCGCUGCUCUCCACUGGUGAUGAGUUGGUGGAGCUGGGGCAAGUUCCGGACGAGAGCCGAGGACAAAUUGUGGACUCCAAUCGACCUUUGCUGUGUGCAAUGGUCAAGGAGCUGGGCGCGAUGGUGACGGAUCUUGGGGUGGUGAAAGACGAAGUUGAAUGUGUUCGUGCCACAAUUGCAGAUGCUUUCAAGUUUGCAGAUGUGGUCAUAACUUCUGGUGGAGUGAGUCGAGGCAACAAGGACUACAUCAAGGAGGUACUUGAAGAACUCGGAGAGCUUCACUUCGGAGAGAUGUGCAUGAAACCGGGCAAGCCUAGUACCUUUGCGACCGUGAAGUCGGCGGAGAACCAACCAAGGCUCUUCUUCGGUCUUCCGGGAAAUCCCGUGAGUUGCUUCGUGACCUUCAAACUCCUGGCGGCUCCGGCCAUUUUGAAACUGGCCGGGAUGGGAUCCCUCAGAUCUCCGGUGUAUCCUCGAGUGGAUGCUGUCCUAUGUCAGCCGGUGCAAAUGGAUCCCGUGAGACCUGAAUAUCAUCGCGCUCGUGCGCGCUGGGACUCUGGCCGCAUUGUGGCGGAAAGCACAGGUUUCCAGCGAAGUAGCCGCAUUGCCUCUAUUGCUGAGACCAACUGCUUGCUGGAGAUCCCCAAAGCUUCUGGCACGUUGGCCAAAGGCACUGUGGUGAAAGCAUUGCUGCUGGGAGGCCUUCGACCUGAAGCGGAAGGAUUUCCAUCAGCCCCCCAGGCACAGACAGCCCUUGGCAGCUGCAAGCGUCGCAGAGUGGGUCUUCUUCUGUUGGACACGGCCCAGUCCUCCAAGGUCACCGAGGUGCUGAGAGCAUCACUGGAUGGUCCCGAGCUUCGAGAAGAGCGUAGACCCAAGGAGGCCGAAGCGGUGAAGAAGGUCGUGGAGUCCUGGUGUCAGGAAAAAAACGGUUUGGAUUUGGUCCUUGUGCUGGGGGAGCUGGGAGUUGGGAACAAGGAUGCUGAAGUGGUAGACACAUUGCGAAACAUGGUCAUCGCUGCGGAGAACGUAGCCGAUCUGAUCCUUCACGAGGCCUUGAAGGAGACACCGCUCGCCAUGUUGACCUGCACAGUGGCCGGAUACAGGCAUUCGACCUUGCUGGCCACGCUGCCGGAUGCACCUGGAGUUGGGCAAAUUUGUAAACUGAUCACGUCACUCCCAUGAAGCACAGUAGCAACCAAAGAUCGCGCCAGAGAAAAGAGGGGCUCGAAACAGAUGUGGGGAGGUUAAAACCUGCGGUACCAUGCUGAGAGUUGUGUUUU